GGUAAUUCUAGCUCAUUAGUAGGGCUGGAUAUCAGCCUGAGUGAUGUCAGUUCUGAUUUUCAUAUUUUGCAUGUUGCUUGGGCUCUUAUAAUGUUACCGUAUAAGCACUUUGAAUACCUAUGCACAGCCACACAAUAUCCGCAGCUCCAUUUCAAGUGCGAGGCAGGUAACAGAAUAUCCGGUCCACCAAUAGCAUCGUAGUAGAAUCCCAGUGGCAAUCGUGACUAAAAGCUCUAUAAGACGGCCAUGGCAAUCCCCGCAUCUCACCUCCACCACUCUGGCAUUCAAUACUUGGUCUAUCACGCGAACUUUCCAUCUUUAUUGAUAGCAUUUCCGUCACUUCAAGUCUUCGACCGGAGCCACCUGGUGCAACCUUAAAGGGGAUUCGAUAUAAUUUUUGAUGUCAUUCGCCCCGCCGCCUGGCCCCCCUCCCCCUUCUGUGCCGGAGGGGUGGACAACACAGUUCGAUGACACAUAUAAGCAAUGGUUCUUCAUCAACCUGGCCACAGGCAGAUCCCAAUGGGAGCCACCCCAACCCACCCCAGCACCUACACCACAAGUCCCAGCACAGGGCUCAAUACCUGCGUCAGAACAACCACACGCGGAUCAAACUGGCGCACCACCGCCCUCAUAUGAGGAAUCUGGACCCGGCAAUCCAUCCGCGGUCGCCGAUGCUGAAGACUCUGGCAAGAAAAAGGCCAACCGUUUCUCGUCAAACAAUCCAUACAACGGCGAACCGGCUUCCGGUCCGGAAGCAUCCGGACCAAGCGUCAAAGACACCGUCGAGAGCGACGCAGCCCUAGCAGCGCGAUUGCAAGCUGAAGAAGACGCAAGGUCCAGUUCCACAGGGCCUGGCACGGCAGCAGGCUACUACGAUAAUGACACGCCUCAUUCUCCAACACCCUCCAACCCAGCAGGGGACAGAGAUAAAGGCAAGGACAAAAAGAAGGGCUUCUUCAGUAAGCUUAUGGGAAAGGCUUCAUCCAGCCAGGGUCAUCCCGGUCGUCCGCCGGCAGCGUAUGGAAGAUACCGCCCUUCCCAACCCGGAUAUGGCGCUCCCAGUCCUGGCCCUGGGUACGGAGUACCCGGUGGAUUUUACCCACCACAACAGGGGUAUGGACCUGGCCCUAGCUAUGGAGCUGGAUAUGGACCACAACCUGUUUACGGGUACCCGCAGCAACCCUAUUAUGGCGGGGGGAUGCAGCCGCAGAGACGACCAGGUGGAGGAGGGAUGGGGAUGGCUGGUGCGGCAGCGCUGGGUGUAGGAGGUGGGUUGCUUGGAGGUGCGCUGCUAGCAGAUGCGAUUGAUGACCAUGACCAUGAUGAUUAUGGAGGCGAUUAUGGUGGUGGGGAUGACUUUGGGGGUGAUUUUUAGUUAUACCUGUAACUCUAGCCAUAACCGCCAGGGUUAUGCACGUAUUAUGAUGGUUCUGUAAUGGUAUUAUGGAG
Messenger RNA from Aspergillus versicolor CBS 583.65, 1449 nucleotides. Its product is annotated as WW domain-containing protein. Lineage: Eukaryota; Fungi; Ascomycota; Eurotiomycetes; Eurotiales; Aspergillaceae. The record is from RefSeq and is a predicted model, not a curated record. The coding region runs from base 401 to 1375 and encodes 324 amino acids. The transcript has 3 exons. Gene Ontology annotation, molecular function: protein binding.